UCCGAGCUCUGUCAUGGCGGCGCCCGGCUUUCUGGCCGGUGUGAAGGAACGGGAUGCUACUAGGGUUUUUGUCGGCGCGACAAGCCGGUUUGGACGACCCUCUGCGCCUCCGGAGAGCGGAGUCCACAAAGAGGGUUUUGGGACUGGAGUUAAACAAAGACAGAGAUAUUGAAAGGAUCCAUAGCAGUGGCGUUAACACCCUUGACAUCGAACCUGUUGAAGGGAGAUAUAUGUUGUCAGGUGGUUCAGAUGGUGUGAUUGUACUUUAUGAUCUUGAGAACUCCAGCAGACAACCUUAUUACACAUGUAAAGCAGUGUGUUCCGUUGGCAGGAGCCAUCCUGAUGUUCACAAAUAUAGUGUGGAGACUGUACAAUGGUAUCCUCAUGACACUGGCAUGUUUAUUUCAAGUUCAUUUGAUAAAACUCUGAAAGUAUGGGAUACAAAUACGUUACAAACUGCAGAUGUAUUUAAUUUUGAAGAAACAGUUUAUAGUCAUCAUAUGUCUCCCGUUGCCACCAAGCACUGUUUGGUAGCAGUUGGUACUAGAGAGCCCAAAGUACAACUUUGUGACUUAAAGUCUGGAUCCUGUUCCCACAUUCUACAGGGUCACAGACAAGAAAUACUGGCUGUUUCAUGGUCACCACGUUACGAAUAUAUCUUGGCAACUGCAAGUGCUGACAGUAGAGUAAAAUUAUGGGAUGUGAGGAGAGCAUCAGGAUGUUUGAUUACUCUUGAUCAGCAUAAUGGGAAAAAGUCACAAGCUGUUGAAUCAGCAAAUACUGCUCAUAAUGGGAAAGUUAAUGGCUUAUGUUUUACAAGUGAUGGACUUCACCUCCUCACUGUUGGUACAGAUAAUCGAAUGAGGCUUUGGAAUAGUUCCAAUGGAGAAAACACACUAGUAAACUACGGAAAAGUUUAUAAUGACAGUAGAAAAGGAUUGAAAUUUACUGUCUCCUGUGGCUGCAGUUCAGAAUUUGUUUUUGUACCAUAUGGUAGCACCAUUGCUGUUUAUACAAUUUACUCUGGAGAACAGAUAACUAUGCUUAAGGGACAUUAUAAAAAUGUUGACUGCUGUGUAUUUCAAUCUAAUUUCCAGGAACUUUAUAGUGGUAGCAGAGACUGUAAUAUUCUUGCUUGGGUACCAUCCUUAUAUGAACCGGUUCCCGAUGAUGAGGAGACUACAGCCAAAUCACAGUUAAAUCUAGCAUUUCAAGAUGCCUGGAGCAGCAGUGAUGAGGAAGGAUGAACAUCAAUCUUUAGUUCUUUUGUAUCUAUUUGUUAAACUUCUAAUGUGGGAAUUUCUUUUUAAGCUGUCCAUUGGUGGCUAAAUUAGCCCUGAAUGUAUGAUUCCCCACCCCCCCAUGCUAACCUCACAAGGUUAGUAUCUAUGAAAAUGGUAGAACAGAUUUCUACAUGGUUUAUUUUAUCAAAAUGUUUCCCCUACAUUCCAGCUGCUGUGCCUAGGGAAACCCCUAUUGCUACAGCAGAAAGAGACAAGUCCUCCUCCCUGUGUGGGACAUAGAACAGAUUAUAUGAACAAUAAGAUGCAGCCCCCAAGGACCAGCAAGUGGAGAUACCAGCAUUGACUUUUUCCCACUGGCUAUAUUACCACCCUGCUUAUUUUCACUUUCAAGGAUAAAUUUAGUAAAGAUAAUUAUAUUAAAAGCAAUAAUUGCAAAGAUAACAAAAUUAUUUUAACCAUAUUCAGAUACUCAGUUUUUCCAAUGACUUCAUUUACUUGACCAUCAUCAGCUCUAAUAUUAAAUAUUUUUGGACUCCAUGCUUCCGACAAUGCAAGCGGUGUAUCACAGGGGGGUUUUAACUUGAGGAAAAUCCCAUGUUUAUUGUAAUGCUCCAGGUGGCAGCUAUACUCAUUCUUGAAUCCCCAUCUAUGAAUCUCAUUAGGAUGUAACCAAGUCCUACUUCAUUCAUUGGAGCAGAAAAAUGUGCUGACGAGGAAUCUGGCUAAAACAUGAAAUGUUACAAAAAUUUCCAUUUUACUGUUUCUCCUUGUUAUGUCAUAGCCCACAGAUGAUUAUCAUGAAGCUAAUCGUAUCUUUCUUUCUUCCUGAUUCUUAUCAGCAGGAGGCUAGUAAAAGAAGUUUUGUGAACUUGAUUACCAAGCAUGCGGAGUUUUAAGUGUGUAAAUGUUAGGCCUCAUAUUAGAGCUACCUUCUGACCAAAUGCUUUCCACUCAUUUACUUUAUAGGUGAAUGUUUGGAACCCUGACCAUUUUGCUCUCAUUCUUUCCCUUCCUUGUUGAGGAUGCUUGAGACUUUGGAGAAUACUGUUGAAACUAGAAAUUAUUUUUUCUAAUUUUAAGAUAAAAGAGAUCUUUCUACAAGCUGUAAAACACUAUGUUGCCUCUUUCUAAUUAUAUAAAUAUGCUUUCCCAUUAGAAACAAUUCCAGCAUUAUAGAAACUCACAAAAGAAUGUAAUGGUGCCCUGGGAUCAAACCACCCUGAGGUAGCCACUGCUAGUAUUAUAGUGGUCAUUCUUCCAUGCAUCUCUUUAUACACCUAAUUUUAUAUAAUGGGAUGUUCGGCAUGUUGUUAUGGGGACUCCUGUCCUCCCCCAUUAGCACCUUCCUCCCUCUGCCCUACCCCUCCUGCCACACUCCAAGUUAUUAACCAAGUAUGUGUUCCUUCAUUUAUAAUCCUUUAUGGGCCUAUGUAGACAUAGAUGGGGAAGUAUUUUUGCUUUGCAAAAUGAAAUAUACAAUUUUGUCUCUCUUUUCAGUUUUAGCUUACAAAAUAUUUCUGUGUCAUUUGAUAUAAAAUAAUUAUGUUCACUGUAGUUUCUUCCUGUAUUUUUAUAGUCUUGCAUGUGGGUCCUUCAUCCUGGUCGCACUGCCUUUUCCAGGACUAGCUUAUUCUUAGGAGCACACCUUUAAUUAGAAACCAGCCAAUUCAAAUUACCCACCUCCAACCAUUUCCUUUAUCAAAUCCCCCUAUAUCAAACUAGUAUUUCUCCUGUCCUAAAUUACUGGAGGGCCAGAUACCAGACAACUAGUGACCACCCCUUUAGCCCUGACCCCACCAAAAUUAUUCAGGCUAUACAGUCCUAAAUUCAAUCAGUGUACCUACCCUGCCUCACUCAUAUCGCUCUCAAAAACCCCAAUAAAACCUUUGCAUCAUGCUUUUGCCUCCCUAGAGAGGAGGCCUCCUGACUGACCCUGCUUCUUCUGCCUGUGGCCCUGCAUGGCGUGAUAUGCCAUGCUUCUGGUUCUAGGUACAUGUGAGUACAAACUUACUCCUUCAUUACAGUAAUUUCUCUGUGUGUUUUGCCAUACAUGAUUAGAACAAACCCAGGUACAAGUCUUAACAUAGUUGGCACAGGAAACAGGGGGUUGAUACCAAAUGGAUAUGAUAUGACCUUAAACUGCUCUUGGCUUACUAAUUGCAUCCAAAAGUCAGUAACCACUACCUGAAAUGGCACCCAUCAUUGCUGGCCACCACUUGCUGCUUGAUGGCUACGGUAUUGUGUUGUCAGGUAUUGCCAUGAUCUCCCAACCUAAAGGGUGCACUCAACAUUUUUGCUCACAUAGAUACUCCCAAGGUAACUUCUGGCAGGGAAUCACAUCCAAAAAUGAGGUUAGGCAGGUUCCAGAGAACUGGGACAGGAGAGAUGCAAAAUCAAAGUGCAAAUCAAGAUGAUGGUGGCUGCCAUUGUCUCUGCUCAGGGCCAGGAGCAGCUUCUCUACUUCUCUCUCCCACAUGUCUCCUCCAAGUCUUCCCAGCAGUACCAGGAUAGAAGUUGGGCCAUAAGAGAGAGAGAGAGAGACAGGCCUGCCUGCCUUCCAUGGUAUAUAGGUCCACAGAGUUGCUCAUUUCUAUCCCUAGUUCCCAGCAGCUCCCCUCAAGAAGUUCACGGCAUACCGGGACUUGUAGUAUAAGGCUGCUCCAUGUAACUGGGAGUGGAGAAUAGGGUACCCAUUUUAUGUUUCUCCCUCUAAUACAGUUUAUCACAAUAAGUAUAAACCUAUCCCCACAUUUAACAUGAGCGAAUGAAUACUAUAAGUUUGCUUUUCUUUAGCAUCAGUCUUUUAAUUUAAACUCUUCCUUAGUGUGAAAGGAUCCACACUAAGAAACCAGCCUUAUUCAAAUGAAUUCAUUGAUCUUUUCAUCCUGUUGACCUCAGACAGACAGUUAUUUCACCAACAAAAUGGGUUUAUUUGGAAGCAACAACAAAGGCAAUGUGGAAAGUACUCUCAUGGCAACACAGGCACAUGCCUCCUGUCUUACCCAACCCAACUUAGAUAAAUGUUAGAGGGACUAUUGUGACCAAAGUGUUCAUUAGAGGAAACUGGGAAUUUGAUGUGUGGUGGCUGCUCACUCACUGGCCUCUGCAUGGCAUUAUUAGCUGAGCUGUUGCUGUGCAAAUAGGGACCUUCCAUUGUGAUGGGGAAGGAACACCACUUCCUGUCAGAGAUGCAAGGCAGGCUGGGUGCUAUAGUUUGCUGACUGCCUAUGUGUGAAAACACUUCUAGC
Messenger RNA from Talpa occidentalis (Iberian mole), 4492 nucleotides. RefSeq names its product ERCC excision repair 8, CSA ubiquitin ligase complex subunit (gene ERCC8). Gene Ontology annotation, cellular component: Cul4A-RING E3 ubiquitin ligase complex; nucleotide-excision repair complex. NCBI's taxonomy places the organism in Eukaryota, Metazoa, Chordata, Mammalia, Eulipotyphla, Talpidae. The record is from RefSeq and is a predicted model, not a curated record. Gene Ontology annotation, biological process: transcription-coupled nucleotide-excision repair; proteasome-mediated ubiquitin-dependent protein catabolic process; protein polyubiquitination. The coding region runs from base 54 to 1247 and encodes 397 amino acids. Gene Ontology annotation, molecular function: protein binding. The transcript has 12 exons.